This is a messenger RNA of Naegleria lovaniensis, 543 nucleotides long. RefSeq lists its product as uncharacterized. The coding region runs from base 1 to 543 and encodes 180 amino acids. NCBI's taxonomy places the organism in Eukaryota, Heterolobosea, Eutetramitea, Acrasida, Naegleriidae. The record is from RefSeq and is a predicted model, not a curated record. The transcript has a single exon.
AUGUUCAGCAAUAGAACCCUGUUGGCCAGACCUGUGGGUCUCGUGCAUAGCCAUUUCUUUGUGAAGAAGGCUUUCCAAUCCGCUGCUCCAAAACAGAACAUGUCUCUGAGCAGUGUUAUUCAACACAUGAAUCAACAAUCAUCACGUAAUUUUUCUUGCAAUAAUAACAAACAAAACGGAUCGGCACAUCAUCACGAAGAAAAACACAAUAACAAUAGCAAUCACAAAAAGACCGAGUUUGAAGAAUUGGACGAAAUUUUACCUGAACCACCAAAGAGAGAGGUUCUGCUUGCAAAGAUUGCUGGUGCAUCGGCCAUGUUUUGGCUCUUGUACAAGAUGAAAGAGGAUGGACUUAUUGUUUUAGGAUUGGAAAAGCCUCACUGGGAGCAUCCAAUGGACGAUGACGAAUCGGACAGGGAUGACGAAUACUUUGACAAUGCUCUCCAAGAAGAUGAUGAAACUAUUGACCUCAAACUUGAACUUCACUUGAGCACGCCAGAAUCCAACUUUGAUAAGAAAUUGGAUAUUCUCAAGUUCAAAUAA